AAGCACCCGUGACGCACCCUCCCUGUUUUCGGUGCUGUUUUGUGUUUUGUCCAGGUCCAGGUGAGUCGAACCGACACCAUGACAACCGUGACAGCAGGAUUUUCUGUACCCCCGAUUCUCACUGGUUCACACAUUUACUGUCUUGCGCAAGCAAAACAGGUAGACAGAGCGGACGGAAUUUCUAAAAAAUAAAACACUCACGAGGACCACCAAUCCGAAAGCUGGAAUUUUCACGGGUCCAAUUUGUUGCCUGUUUUCCGCAAAUAUUACUUUGUUCGAGGAUAAAGUUGGGGUCCAUGUGCCGCGACUGAUCCAAUGAUGGAAACAAUGACUGAUCUUUCUCGCAUCGAUUGCUGCGACCGUUUGAGCCAACCCGGACUGCGGAUGGAUCGCGCGGCGGCGACCGUCUUUCUACCUGACUGUCGUGGAGCCCUAACGUCAGAAACUAACUAUCAUAGCAUUCCCACCACAACAUUUUCCCAUCUUCCGAAGGCCUCGGUUCAUCCUCCAUCACCGUUGCUCAGCGUGGUCUCAUCACCAUUGUGUACAACGCAAGCACUCAGACCGCUCUCUCCCAGCCCCAUCCUUUCAGGGUCACUUACUCUCGCACCAGUGCAAUCAAUAAAUCCCGCUUGUUUCCCCGAUAUUUCGGAAUACAGCAACCCACCAAGAUCAGCAACCAACCAGUUGGAUACAUCUACAACACCAAACUCCAGUUCACCGAUUAAAUGCGAAAGGACGAGCGUGACUUGGUACAAAGGACCGGGUGAUUCAGAGAAGUCAACCCAUAAUUUACAAAGAUGCGAUGAUAUUUCUGGAUUCCCUAACCUGAGCUCGCCUUCUCUCAGUUUCUGGCCUCCAGCUACUUCUGCGCUCGCACCGAAAAGUAUGGUUGGUCCACUCAAAGUAUGUACGGAUCUCCACCUACAUGAUACAAUGACCAAUUCUAGCACGCCAUUGAGGACCAUUCGAGAUACAGAUAUGUUCAAGCCCACCGCUACCCAUGUGAGCAAUCAGCCGCAGUUGUUCAACUCUUACGGAGGCAUUGAUACCAGACAUGCGGUUGGUGGUGAUAGUCACCUCCAGGGCUGUUCAUCCUCUUCAAUGGACGAAGAAGUUGCGGUCCAGUUAGAAUCCCUCCAACAGUCACGGGAAGUUGCAGACGAACUACGAGUACUGGCGGGUUUGUCUGCGCUCCAGGAUGGUCAAGAGGGAUGUGCAUUAUCGAACGACGUAUCGCGGAUCCAGCAAGCGGGGGUGAUGCUUGGCGAUGGAGGAAAAUUAUCCGGCCCUACUCAGAUAGACCUGGCAGAGAAAACUGUGAACCAGGCAUCCAAAGAGACGAGGUUGUCCAUAGAGGAUGUCCAACUUGAUUCUAAUCAACUGUCAGAUUGGCAGAAAAGCGUACAAUCCCAAUCUACGAUAGACAAUGGCCCGAUGAAUGAGUCAGAUGGAACAUUCCAUACGCCUAAAUCAGAGUCACCAGACUUCAGGCCAGUCAGAUCACAAUCGGCAAUCACACCAUCAGAGAGAGAUAAUCCCGUCAGCCUGACAUGCAGUGAUCCGCAUUCAUCUACUGAGGACUCAGACGAGGGAAUGAGUAUGGCUCGGUUUGAACAAAUGACCAAUUCCGUGCAACCCGAUCAAACUGGGCUGUAUUUUUGUCAUUUGUGUGAAUUCGCUGGUCAUAGCAGACAAGAAUUUCAAGACCACCUAAGGUCGCAUUACGAUUACAAGUGCCUGAAAUGUGACUACACCUCAAGAACUGAAGGCCGGUUGAAGCGCCACUUGAAAGAUUUUCACUCCGAAGUGCCUCCAGACAAUUUUUCCGGUAAAGCGAUUCGACCAAUCCGGCCAAAACUACAACGCUGCAAACAGUGCGACUUUAUGACAGAAACAAAAGACGAAUUCUGGCGCCAUUUACGAGUUCACAUAAAGGAAGACAAACGUUUGGAGUGCAGUUUGUGCUGUUUCGUCACAGAAUACAAACAUCAUUUGGAAUACCACAUGCGAAAUCACUUGGGUUCGAAGCCGUACAAAUGCCCCAAGUGCAACUAUGAAUGUGUGAACAAGUCCAUGCUGAAUAGUCACAUGAAGUCACACUCCAAUGUGUAUCCAUAUCGUUGUGCAAACUGCCAUUACGCAACUAAAUAUUGUCACAGUCUGAAGCUGCACCUGGCCAAACAUGAUCACAAACCAGCGGUUGUGCUGAAUGCGGACGGAAGUCUGCCAUCCUAUGAUAACACGGCUGAACUAAUGAGCUUACGUCGUGGUCCAAACGUUCGCCACCCAGUUGGUCCUCGGGGUCAUGUAAAUGACAGUACAAUUGACCUGAAGAGAGAUAACAAAGUCGGUAGUUUUGCUGAGUCUCCAUUCAACAGUUUUGUCGAUCCAAACUUCAUGCCGUUCAGUCAUAAUCUGGUGGUUCGCCAUUUGAUGAACUCCGUCACUACAGGAAGUUCCAUCGUAGAACCAUUCCACCCGUACCAUACAUCCUUUCCGUUCGCAUUCCAUGGCACUCCCCUCCCUACGUUUCCUGGAUUUCUAUUCCCAAAUCCCUUAAUGGAUCCCUCAACCCUGUUCAAUCCGCCAAAGUUUCCAAACUCAUUUCCGGAAAAACAACAAUACACCCAUGUGGACAGUUUACCGGGGACAGCUGUCACAAUGACACCGUUUUUGCCAGGAAAUCCUGAUAAAUCCUGUGGGUCCGUGGAAUUAAUCGGUUCAUCACACACUUCCAUGAACUGCAGUCAGGUGCCCUGUUCAAGUCCCUCAGUUACGCCUAACUACUGCAGUGUUCAGACUCCCCAGGCGACACCUCCAAAGGUCAGUUCCGUUAACCCAGAACCACGCACUCCUAUUACCUCAAAGCCGCCGGGCGGCAGAUGCUUCGAUAGCCAUCCAGUGGAGGACUUUGAUCAACUUCCCCAUAGGAGUUUUCAAUUUGUACAGUCCAUAGGAGACAGAAAUUCACCAUUUCAAGAUGAAAGGCGGUCGGUCGCUAGUACAGCACACCCAAAUCACGGUACAGAAACAACCAAAUCAGCUGAAGUACUUCACGAACAGAACGUAACAAAUUCAGAUUCAGCAGAAUUCGAACAUGCAUUAGAUCUAUCUACUAAACUGACUGCUGAUCUUGGUGGACAUGGGGCUUCAGGGCGCUCAAAAUUUUCGUACAAUGUCACAGAACCGUUCAAGGAAUCAACGGCUGAAAUGCAGAAUGUGAAAAGAAACCCACAGUUUUUAUCGUUGAAAGACGAAUCUUUGGAAAAGCGGUCCGUUCAGCAAAACGAUAGUCUACCGGUAAAUGAUAUGUUGGCCUCAGGCACUGAGGCUGGUGGUGAUGAAACUGCUCAAGCCUUUGAUUACGAGUGCAGGUUUUGUGAGAUACGCUUCAGACAACGAGCUUUGUUUGACAUUCACAUGGGAUUUCACAGUCACACAAAUCCAUACUUGUGCAACCGAUGUGGUCACCAGAGUAGAAACCCUGUGGACUUUUUCAUUCAUCUUGGACAAAUGGCACACUAUUCGUAAUCGUGAAACAGUAGUUGCAAGCACAUGCGCUCAUUUUGUACAAAGCUUCCUUAGUUUACUGUACUAAAGGAAUGAAAAACAGACCAUUCCCCACAUCUUUCAGUCUUGGGAAUCAAGUACCAGUGUAUUAUAAACACUCCACGGGAGAAACGUCCUAGUUCCCCACAGUUGGUCUGAGAAACAGACUUUCGGUGUUCGAUCGAUAAAAAGACGGUUCCCCUAGUUGGGCAGAGCUCUAUCGAUUUUUUUCUUUGAUUUUAUCCAAAUAUUGUCUAAUACAUUUUCCAACGUCC
Molecule: messenger RNA, 3827 nt
Organism: Opisthorchis viverrini
Lineage: Eukaryota; Metazoa; Platyhelminthes; Trematoda; Opisthorchiida; Opisthorchiidae
Exons: 6
Coding region: 316-3534 (1072 amino acids)
Biological process (GO): regulation of transcription by RNA polymerase II
Molecular function (GO): RNA polymerase II transcription regulatory region sequence-specific DNA binding; DNA-binding transcription factor activity, RNA polymerase II-specific
Source: RefSeq, a predicted model, not a curated record